Messenger RNA from Ilex paraguariensis (yerba mate), 216 nucleotides. The record is from the annotation of a GenBank genome assembly. NCBI's taxonomy places the organism in Eukaryota, Viridiplantae, Streptophyta, Magnoliopsida, Aquifoliales, Aquifoliaceae.
AUGCAUGUCAAGCAGAGGAAAGAAUCUGGUUCGUCUGUCAGGGGCCAUGCUCAAAAUUUCAGGACUGCAAUCAAGCUUGCAAGGCCAAAGGAUAUCCUGAUGGUGGCAAAUGAAUGCCCCCUGGCAAGGGAUCACCUCUUGCUUGCUGCUGCACAAUUACCUAAUUUAUGCUUACUUUUCAACAUGGGUUUCAUGGCUUUCAGCGCUCAUUUGUGA